Messenger RNA from Zingiber officinale, 918 nucleotides. RefSeq names its product putative protein TPRXL. The transcript has 4 exons. The record is from RefSeq and is a predicted model, not a curated record. Lineage: Eukaryota; Viridiplantae; Streptophyta; Magnoliopsida; Zingiberales; Zingiberaceae. Bases 1 to 918 code for a protein of 305 amino acids.
AUGGCAACCGUUACUUCCCCCGUCUCCAGAACUAGGGGAAUUUCACCUUGGUACCUCCUACAUAGAAGCCUCGUCUCGUUUAGUCGAAGAUCAGGCAACGUUUCCUACGCAAGCCCUGCUUUCAGGGAAGCUUCUCAAGCAGCUCGCCAGGCCCGCUUCGCAAAUGACCGCUUGAGCCAGGAUGCCCCUUCUUCCACUAGACGCAGGGCUCGGCCGCCUUCCGAUGAUUCUGACUCGGAUAGCCGACCGCUGUCUCAGAGACGUCGACGCCGAGCCCCUCGUCCUAUGUCCAACUCAGGCCCGUCCUCUAUCCCCUCUCCUCCUCCAGUUGCAGCUGCCUCUUCUCCACCUCCCAUUGUGACUCCGCCUCCUAUCCCGAGCCAGGCAGAUGUUUCGCCAGAUCCCACCAGCACCGAGGCCGAUCCCUCGCUUCGCUCUCCGCCAGCUACCUCACCCCCAGAGCCAUCUCCUGUGCCUCCCUCAGUUCCUGCUGGGUCAGCUGCUGGGCCCUCAGUUCCUCUUGGCUCAGCCGUUGGGCCCUCAGAAUCACCCCCGCUUACUCAUUACUGUUACUGUACCACUGUCCCUUCUGAGGAGAGGUUAUGGUCACGAGCAGAUGUUCCCACCAACUCCCUCAGGAUAAAAGGUCGUCUGGCCACUUUAUGGGAAGAGAGCAUACAGCACAUGAACUCCUUGCCUCCCCCGGCCCAGAUGGACAAAUUCUCAGAGCUGUAUAUCAAGAAUAAGAUGCUACGGGACAAGGUGGCUGACCUAGAGCUACAACUGAAUGACCCUGCCCAAGCUAGCCAUGCUUUGCGGGCCGAGAUAAAAGAUCUGACCAAACAGAAGAACAGUCUGGAAGUAUCCCUAGCGCGGGCCAACCAUGAACUUAAGGGUCUCAAGGAAGAGCAAAGCUAA